GUUAGAGAAAUAGCAGCAAAAGCACUUGUACCAUUAAUCACAACAAAUGAUUUAAUUUCAAAAUGUAUUGAAUUGCUGAAUGGAUGUGAAUUAUUUAAUCAAAAUGAAUUACAUGGAAGAUUAAUUCAAAUAAAAUAUUUGUUAAAAGGGCAUUUAGAAAAUAAUUUUUGUGGAUUUAAUAUUAUGAAAGAAUUUAUAGAAAAAUUUUCCAAAGUUUUCAAAUCUGAAUUUUAUCUUUUAACUAAAGAAAAUCCAUGUCAAAUCACUAGAAACUUAUUACUAGAAAUAAUUUAUGUUUUUAUUAUUAAUGAUGAUUGGAUAUAUAAUGAAAAAGAUUUAAUUAAACAAAAUGAGCUUUUUGAAUUGAUCAAAGAAAAGUUUUCAGAAUUGAGAAAAUCAAUUUUUUAUUUAUCAUAUUCAGAAUUAUUAUCAUUACCAACUAACGAUCAUAUUAUGUUUGAUGAAGAUUAUUAUAAGAAUAAUAUUGGAUAUUAUCUUGUUAAAAAACAAAUGAUAAAGAUAAUAGUUAAAUCAUUGAUUAAUAAUAGUCAAGAAAAAAAUAUUUAUUAUGAUGAGAAAGAAAUUGAUCAACAAAAAAUUAUUAUUGAUAUUAUAAAAGAAACCAAUUAUUAA
This is a messenger RNA of Entrophospora sp. SA101, 633 nucleotides long. Lineage: Eukaryota; Fungi; Glomeromycota; Glomeromycetes; Entrophosporales; Entrophosporaceae. The record is from the annotation of a GenBank genome assembly.